CAGUGAGCUCCCAGGCAAGAAUUCUGCUUUGUUUUCCUCCUUUCCCACUGUUUGCUGUGGCGGGCCCCUGGGCCGCACUGUAAUGGAUGGUCAAACAUUUAUGAUUGCAUCUGGAUAUUGGCAGUCACCCAUUUGCACGCCAAUGAAGUAUAUCCUGGUUACUGGUGGGGUCAUCUCAGGCAUUGGUAAAGGAAUCAUCGCCAGCAGCAUUGGGACCAUUCUUAAGUCAUGUGGACUCCGAGUUACUGCCAUCAAAAUUGACCCCUAUAUUAACAUCGAUGCUGGAACUUUCUCACCUUAUGAACAUGGAGAAGUAUUUGUUUUAAAUGAUGGUGGAGAAGUUGAUUUGGACCUUGGAAAUUAUGAAAGAUUCUUGGACAUUAAUCUUUAUAAAGACAACAACAUCACCACUGGGAAGAUAUAUCAGCAUGUGAUCAACAAAGAGAGGCGCGGUGAUUACCUGGGGAAAACUGUUCAAGUUGUACCCCAUAUUACUGAUGCUAUCCAGGAGUGGGUUAUGAAUCAAGCCAAGGUGUCUGUGGAUGGCAAUAAGGAAGAUCCCCAGAUAUGUGUUAUCGAGCUGGGAGGCACCAUUGGAGACAUUGAAGGGAUGGCAUUUGUGGAAGCCUUUCGACAAUUCCAGUUUAAAGCAAAGAGAGAGAAUUUCUCUAAUAUUCAUGUCAGCCUUGUGCCACAGCCCAGUGCUACUGGAGAACAAAAAACCAAGCCCACACAAAACAGUGUCCGUGCGCUGAGAGGGUUGGGAUUGUCUCCGGAUCUGUACAUAGACUCCAUUGAUCUGGAACCAGUUACCAAAGCCGAGGAUCCUGUGAAAUUCCAUGAAGCUUGGCAGAAGCUGUGCUUAGCUGAUGGUAUUCUUGUGCCAGGAGGCUUUGGAAUCCGAGGAACAUUGGGAAAACUCCAGGCAAUUUCUUGGGCGAGGACAAAGAAGAUUCCUUUUCUGGGAAUUUGCCUUGGGAUGCAACUGGCAGUGAUUGAGUUUGCAAGAAACUGCCUGAACUUGAAAGAUGCUAAUUCUACAGAAUUUGAGCCAAAUACUCCAGUCCCACUGGUAAUUGACAUGCCUGAACACAGUCCUGGCGAUUUGGGAGGAACAAUGAGACUGGGCUUAAGACGAACUGUUUUCACAUCUGAAAAUUCCAUACUGAAGAAGCUUUAUGGGGAUGUUCCUUACAUAGAAGAAAGACACCGCCAUCGGUAUGAGGUGAACCCUAACCUGAUCAACCAAUUUGAGAAUAAAGACCUUUGUUUUGUCGGUGAGGAUGUAGAUGGGAAGAGGAUGGAAAUUAUUGAGUUGACUGGUCAUCCAUAUUUCGUUGGUGUCCAAUUCCAUCCUGAGUUUUCCUCUAGGCCGAUGAGGCCUUCCCCUCCAUACCUGGGGCUUUUACUUGCAGCAACCGGGAAUCUGAAUGCCCACCUGCAGCAGAUGAGCAAGCUGUCAUACAGUGAUGUAUGCAGUGAUGUCAGCGAUGACAGCUUUUCAGAGGCAAAGCUUGCUGAACUAGAAAUCAACUGAAGCUCUCUCUUGCCCCAGGAAUAUCAGAAGCCACCUAAGAGGCCUCUGAAGUAAUUAUACUUAAGAUGAAGGAAUUAUUUGAAGAAACCACCACCCUGUUCUCUAGAUAUGGGCUGUGAAGAUUCAAAGAGAAUCUGAAAAUGUUUACUCCAUGAAACAGAACCAAAGGGAUCCUUUUCUUUUCCCUGCAGAGGCAGCCUGUAGUAUUCACACCUUUCUAUACUUAAUUAAACAGAAUUCAACAACA
Molecule: messenger RNA, 1784 nt
Organism: Apodemus sylvaticus (European woodmouse)
Lineage: Eukaryota; Metazoa; Chordata; Mammalia; Rodentia; Muridae
Gene: Ctps2
Product: CTP synthase 2
Exons: 16
Coding region: 83-1537 (484 amino acids)
Biological process (GO): pyrimidine nucleobase biosynthetic process; CTP biosynthetic process
Cellular component (GO): cytoophidium; cytoplasm
Molecular function (GO): identical protein binding; CTP synthase activity
Source: RefSeq, a predicted model, not a curated record